Daucus carota subsp. sativus is the source of this 820-nucleotide messenger RNA. RefSeq names its product 14 kDa proline-rich protein DC2.15-like. NCBI's taxonomy places the organism in Eukaryota, Viridiplantae, Streptophyta, Magnoliopsida, Apiales, Apiaceae. The transcript has a single exon. Bases 135 to 533 code for a protein of 132 amino acids. The record is from RefSeq and is a predicted model, not a curated record.
UAAAUUUAUUGUCCUUGCCAGAUCAAGUUCUUGACAGAACUUCCCUAUAAACUCAUCAUUCUGAUUAUAAACCUACACAUCAAAACAAACACACUUCUAAUCCUCGAACCAACACUAGCAAUUAUAUUAAAGAGAUGGGUUCUAGAAACACUGCUUCAGUAGCUCUAUUUUUCGCCCUUAACAUUCUCUUCUUUUCGCUAGUCAGUUCAUGUGAAACUUGCCCUGGUCCUAAGCCCAAGCCGAAGCCAACUCCAACUCCAACUCCAUCAGGAGGAAAAUGCCCUAAGGAUGCCCUAAAGCUAGGUGUUUGUGCUGAUGUCCUAAAAUUAGUUAACAAUGUUGUGAUUGGAUCGCCACCUACACUCCCGUGUUGCAGCCUUUUAGAAGGCCUUGUCAACCUUGAAGCUGCCGUCUGCCUUUGCACAGCCAUUAAAGCCAACGUCUUGGGGCUUAAGCUUAAUAUUCCUAUUGGCCUCAGCUUAGUUCUCAACAACUGUGGCAAGCAAGUCCCAAAUGGCUUUGAAUGUACCUAGAGAACCUCAAAGGUUUCCGUACUUUUCAUUGCAUUAUGCUUUAACUUUCUAUCUGUUGUUCAGGUUUGGCUUUACCUUUAAAGCUUGGUUGGCUCUCUUGCUUAUUUCUUCCUGGUAUGAUCGUUUGGUUGCGCGACUUGGAGUGACAUCGAAUAAAUCUUGCGCAUCUUCUGCAGUUUGAUAUAGAGUGAAAAUAGGUUCUGUCUUUGUUUAUUUCUUUGGUCGAUUUGUGAAAGCAAUGUUCUGUACUUCCCUGCUUGAAAUACAUUAUUCUUUACUUUUCCUCA